CCGGGCAUUGAUAUCCUUCCAUCCCCACCGGAAAAUCGAAUCAAACCACCUCCGCCUCCGCCUCCACGCACGCACCCACGCACGCUCGCCGCCACUGCAAGUUUGCAACCCCCUCGAUCUCUCCCAGCAUCCCGAGCCUGCCCCAACCAAUGGCGUCCACCAACGGCUACGGCAACGUUACCGGCGGCGGCCUCCCGACGCACACCGCCACCUCCAAGCCGCCCGUCGACGACCCGCGCCACCAGAAGCAGCGCCUGCGGCGCCGCCGCGGCUGCCUCUGCUGCGCGUGCCUGGCCGUCACCCUCGUCCUCGUCGCCGUCGUCCUCCUGAUCCUCUUCCUCACCGUGCUCCGCGUCCGGGACCCGACCACGCGGCUCGUCUCCACGCGCCUCAUCGGCGUGGCCCCGCGCCUCACCUUCCCGGCGCUCAACAUCCAGCUCAACGUCACCCUCCUCCUCACGGUGUCCGUGCACAACCCCAACCCGGCCUCCUUCUCCUUCCCGUCGGGCGGCCACACGGACCUCACCUACCGCGGCGCCCACGUCGGCGACGCCGAGAUCGACCCCGGCCGCGUCCCCAGCAAGGGGGACGCGGACGUGAAGCUUGCGCUGACGCUGCAGGCGGACCGGUUCGCCGGGGACCUGGCGCAGCUGGUCACGGACGUGGAGACCGGGUCGCUGCCGCUGGAGGCCAGCACCAGGAUCCCCGGGCGGGUGGCGGUGUUCGGCGUGUUCAAGCGCCACGCCGUCGCCUACUCCGACUGCAGCUUCGUAUUCGGCGUCGCGGAGCUGGGCGUCCGCAGCCAGGAGUGCCGCGACCACACCAAGCUCUGAUCCUACCGACCUUCCUUCGUUCCUUCGUCCGUCCGUUCGACGAUAGCUGUCCGUCUCCGCCGCGCGCGUCGCCGGAGAUGGAAGCGAGGAGGACACCUUUUCCUGCCGAGUUCGAUUGAUACGCACGGCACGUGUGGGUGGGGCCGGCGACGUCGUUGUCAUCACGGAGAGAAGAGAAAAGAGUGAGGUGUUUCUGGAAUUUUCGUCGACGCUUCAUCAUCAGUAUAGUAUAGUUAGUCUCGGACUUGGUAGAAUUAUGAAUUUGUCAUUUUAGUUGUUUCCAUUGCUGGGUUUGGUCUUACGAUUUUGAUGGAAUAUCUUGUACAGAGACAGAGAGAGACAGGGUGGGCUAGUUAGUAUACGCACAUAUGGCUUGCUCUUAUUGUUCA
Molecule: messenger RNA, 1222 nt
Organism: Triticum aestivum (bread wheat)
Lineage: Eukaryota; Viridiplantae; Streptophyta; Magnoliopsida; Poales; Poaceae
Exons: 1
Coding region: 150-833 (227 amino acids)
Biological process (GO): defense response to other organism
Source: RefSeq, a predicted model, not a curated record